AUGUGUCGCCUAAGCAGUGUAGGGCGGAUAGCCGCCCUUGCGUGCGUGUUGCUGUCGGCCUCCCUGCUAGCAGCUCCCACACAUUCCUUCUACUUACCUGGAAUGUACCCGAAGGCUCAUGCUCCGAAUUCCGUGAUCAACGUCAAGGUGAACUCUCUUACAUCUAACGAGACCGGUCUUCCCUUCAACUUCUACAGCCUGCCGUUCUGCAGACCCGAGGAGGGUAUUCAGAAGCUGGACGAGAAUUUCGGCGAAGUUUUGGUGGGAGACAUGAUCGAGAACUCGCCUUACAAGUUUAACAUGCUCGUCACGCAGCGAGCCGUCAAGGUCUGCGAUUCCGGCCCUCUGAACGAAUCUGACGUGGAGCACUUUAAGAUGCGCAUCGACGACCAUUACCAUAUCAAUCUGCUGCUGGACAACUUGCCGGUGACCCUGUACGCGCUGGAGGAGAAUCCCGGUGACAUUCUCACCGGAUUCCCCAUCGGCUACGUCAGCAACGGCCAGUACUACAUCUACAAUCACAUCCUUUUUAAGGUUCUCGUGCACGAGUACAAGGAGACUCCUGCCGGCCUGGCCGGCAUGUCUAUCGGCGAUUCCACGCUGGAUGUUCUUCCCGAGGAGGGUCUUCCCGAAGGGAAGGGGAACUCAGGAUUUCUGGUCGUUGGAUUCGAAUCAGCAGCGUGCAGCAUCCGCCGCGUCCCGGAUCAGUCGAAGCCGCGCUACACCGCUCUGGAUCCCGUGGACUGCUUUAAGACCGAUCCGCAGCCCAUCGCACCGGGCGAGACCAUCGUGUUCACCUUCGACGUGCUGUGGGAGAAGAGCGACAUUCAGUGGGCUAGCCGAUGGGACGCGUACCUGAAGAUGCGCAGCGACCAGGUGCACUGGUUCUCCAUUCUCAACUCGCUAAUGGUCAUCUCCUUCCUCGCCGGCAUGGUGUUCGUCAUUCUCCUGCGCUCCGUGCAUCGCGAUCUGGCGAAGAUCGAGCAGCUGGACAAAGAGGAGGCGCAGCAGCUGGCGGACGAGAGCGGGUGGAAGCUCGUGGUGGGAGACGUGUUCCGCACGCCCAACUACCCGGGCAUUCUCUGCGUCGUCGUCGCCAACGGCACGCAGCUCAUCGCCAUGGCGACGGUUACCAUCUUCUUCGCCGCGCUCGGUUUCAUGUCGCCAGCGUCGCGCGGAGCGCUCCUGAUGGGCAUGGUGUUCCUGUACCUGCUGCUUGGUGCGGCCGCGGGUUACGUGGCCGCCCGCCUGUGGGUGACCCUUACCGGGCUCACGGAGGGAGCGGUGGUUCUGGCCUUCAAGGUGGCGUGCUUCUUCCCCGGUAUCUGCGCCGUUGUGCUCACCCUGGUGAACUUCCUCCUGUGGGGAACGGACAGCACCGGCGCCGUGCCGCUGACGCUCUACUUCUACCUCUUCUUCAUCUGGUUCGUCAUCUCCGUGCCGCUCACCAUCGCCGGCACCCGCGCGGGCUUCCGCGCGGAUCGCCUGCAGUACCCCGUGCGCACGAACCAGAUCCCGCGCCAGAUCCCGGAGCAGAGCUACUCCCCGUGGCUGCUGAUCAUCGGCGGCGGCAUCCUGCCGUUCGGCACGCUGUACAUCGAGCUGUUCUUCAUCAUGUCGUCCAUGUGGAUGCAGCGCAUCUACUACGGCUUCGGGUUCCUGUUCAUCGUGCUUGUGCUGCUGAUCGUGGUGUGCGCCGAGGUGGCCGUGGUGUUCACUUACCUGCAGCUGACGAUGGAGGACUACCGCUGGUGGUGGCGCAGCUUCUUCGCGUCGGGCGCCGUGGCGUUUUACGUGUUCCUGUACUCGAUCAACUACCUGAUCGUGGAUCUGCACCGCAUGCACGGCACGCUGUCGGCGAUUAUCUUCAUGUGCUACUCCGUGCUCAUGACGCUCGCGAUCUUCCUCGCCACCGGCGCCACGCAAGCGCGCUUCAAGGCCACCAUUCAGUCUCAACGGAGGUUGGCGCAAGACUUGUUGCAGCACUAG
This is a messenger RNA of Closterium sp. NIES-65, 1989 nucleotides long. NCBI's taxonomy places the organism in Eukaryota, Viridiplantae, Streptophyta, Zygnematophyceae, Desmidiales, Closteriaceae. The record is from the annotation of a GenBank genome assembly.